AUGGGGAAAAAGAAGAACAACUCCAAGGCGCCCGGCAGGCGGCAGGCGGCACCAAGAAGGCGGAGCGGACGCAUAGGAUGCCGUGCGCGGGCUGGCGGGACUUGCACCUACCAAGCGGCGGCUGGUGGCUCAGCUUCCUCCGGGUGCCUGUCCCGUCCGUGCCUCCGCGCGAGCCAGAGAGGAGCGCCGAGAUCCGACGCAGGCGGCGGUACCUGCCUCCGAACCUCCGCGCCGAUCUCACCUAGCCAUCGACUACGACGAGCGCUCGAGGACUCAGGCCCGCAACCGGUGCAACCAUCGCCUCCACCUCCGCCCUACAACCCGUGGGCAGCCCCACUUUCACCACCGGUGUGGGCUGCUCAACCUCCACCACCGGUGUGGGCUGCUCCACCUCCAGCACCACCGACGGCACUGGCGUAUGUUCUGCCGCCGCUUGCCAACUGGCUGUUCCCGAUACUGGAGCUCGUCGUGAUCGAGGACGAGUAG
Molecule: messenger RNA, 486 nt
Organism: Lolium perenne
Lineage: Eukaryota; Viridiplantae; Streptophyta; Magnoliopsida; Poales; Poaceae
Source: RefSeq, a predicted model, not a curated record